UGUCUCAAUAUAAAGCCUGGCACUGAGUCUGAGAGACACAUAGCUGAGAGGAAAUGAAAGGUAGAUGAGGAAAAAGAACUGAGAGAGACUGCAAACACUGGUCUGUUUGAACUUUGUCCUGUUCUGUUUCCCUUCCGGAAUAAAACAGCAAAGAGGAUUUAUUUCAUACUGUGACAAGGUGAUUAAUGAUGAUGAUGAUGAUGAGGCUGGUUGUGGUGGCCAGUGCUGUGCUUCUCCUGAUGGUGGACAGCAGCAUGAUGGAGAGGAUCCUGUCCCGCAGCAGGAGGGACCUGGCCAGCCCGCUGCACGCUGGGGGUAUCCGGGACCCAUUCGGCUCAUACUGUCAGAGAAGAGGGGGCUGCUGUGAGGGCAGGAAUGAUGAGUGCACCAUGCCUUACCUGGAUACCAUCUGCUACUGUGACCUGUUUUGCAACCGCACAGUGAGCGACUGCUGCCCGGAUUUCUGGGGCCACUGUCUGGGAAUCCAGCCUCCUCCCAGAGGUAUUUGUGAGAGAAAUGGCCACAGGUUCCACUCAGGUGCAACCUACAAAGAGAACUGCAAUUUAUGUACAUGUAGCGCAAAUGGCCAGUGGGUCUGUGAGCAGUACGCCUGCCUGAUAGAACAAGACAUGAUCCAGGCAGUGAACUGGGGAAACUAUGGUUGGAGGGCAGCUAACUACAGUCAGUUCUGGGGUAUGAGUCUGGAUGAGGGUUUGCGCUACCGUCUGGGCACUCAGCGGCCUUCCCGAGCCAUCAUGAGUAUGAAUGAGAUUCAGAUGAACAUGGAUAAUAACGAAUAUCUGCCCAGUUAUUUCAAUGCUGCUGAGAAGUGGCCAGGAAAAAUCCACGAGCCCCUGGACCAGGGCAACUGUGCUGCCUCGUGGGCCUUCUCCACAGCAGCUGUAGCAUCAGACCGAAUCUCCAUUCAGUCCAUGGGACACAUGACCCCUCAACUGUCACCCCAGAAUCUGAUUUCCUGUGACACACGUAACCAAGGCGGCUGUGCUGGAGGACACGUUGAUGGCGCAUGGUGGUACCUGAGGAGAAGAGGGGUGGUGACAGAGGAGUGUUAUCCGUUUAAUCCGCCCCAGCAGACCCCUGCUGAAGUGAGCCGCUGUAUGAUGCAGAGUCGUUCAGUGGGCCGAGGGAAGAGACAGGCCACAGCCCGCUGUCCCAACAUCCACACCUACCACAAUGAAAUCUACCAGUCCACCCCACCCUACAGACUGUCCACAAAUGAGAAGGAGAUAAUGAAGGAGAUCAUGGAUAAUGGGCCUGUGCAAGCCAUCGUGGAGGUGCAUGAGGACUUCUUUGUGUACAAGAGUGGAAUCUACCGACACACUGAUGUGAAUGUACACAAAGCACCACAGUAUCGCAAGCACGGCACACACUCCGUGAGGAUCACAGGUUGGGGAGAAGAAAGAGAUUACAAUGGGAAAACACACAAGUACUGGAUUGCUGCCAACUCAUGGGGCAAGAACUGGGGUGAAGAUGGCUACUUCCGCAUUGCAAGAGGAGAAAACGAAUGCGAAAUUGAGGCAUUUGUGAUUGGCGUGUGGGGCCGGAUAACCAUGGAGGACAUGCACAGCCAUCACCACCAUCACUAUGGAAUACGCAAAUAGAGAUGCGCAAUCAGGUGUGUCUCUGAUCCUUGUGCCUCCUUCUGAGAUCCAUGUGCACCUCAUCGCCAGAUUGAACAAACACAAAAGACUCAGUCAGGACUAUGGCAGGAGACUGCGAUAUGGUUUCUAUUAAAGCCAUCAAACUUCUAUUGAAUAUAUUAUUCUCGCCAGUGCUCAUAGGUGUUCAUAAAUAGCCAGUCCUUUUUGUUGUUCAAAUGUGGGCAGUUUGGAUUGAGCCUUGUGGUGGUUCUAAUGUUUCCCUUUUCUCUAUGCAAGAAAAUGUCAACAUAAAGUCAGUUUAGUUAUUGGCCAAGGAAAAUUGGUUCAUGGAGACUUGCCUGUAACUGUGAGCUCACCAAAGCCCCCUGGUGGCCACACCACUCCAUUACAAUUACACAUUCACUUCUCAUACAUGAUGGUAUGAAGAGAUCACAUAGUCUGAGUAGUCCAUUAAUGACUACAAAGAUGGCUAUACUAUUAAUCUUCUUCUUUGUUCAUUUUAUUUUGUUUUUAUUAGCGAUCGCUUGGUAGGUAGUUUAGAAUUGUAAGUAACAGAGUCUAUGAAACUCAGACUCACUCAAUGUGCAUUUCAGACAGUACAUUCCAGCAUUACAAUUAAGCACACUGGAAAAGGCAAGACUAUGUUAGGUUGAAUUAAAAGGUUGAAUUUAUUACCAAUUAUUUAUUUUAAAGAACUAUGACAGCUAUUUUUACAGUAAAUAUGUUUAUGGUUGUGGUCUUUUUUUCUGAGUGAUUGGCUGCUUUUAUUUUGAACAUUCCAUUUAUUCCAAAUGCAUCAAACUCUCCACCUGAGAAUCAGCUACAAUGCUGAAGAUGCACAGUAGCUGACCUGGUAUUUAUUAAAUCAAACAAAAAGUGCAUUUUAAUACAGUAACAGGCAUUAUAAUGACCACUGAUAUAACAGCAGAGCUUAUUCACUUACUCUAGACAUUGGGUCUUAAACUUUUUGAAGACAGAAACACCUUUAACUGUAAAAUAAAGUUCACAGACCCCCUCAGCACAGAUUUAUUUCAUGACCUCAUCUUUUAAAUGUAGACAAUAAUAUUCUGUCUAUUUCUUGGAGUCAAAGAGAUUGUUUUUUUUUUUUUUUUUUUUUUUAUACAGUAGGUCCAGUAGGUUUAAACCUCAUUAAAUUCAGGUGACCUGUCAAGUAGGCAGUCUAUAAGAUUUAUUAAUAAUAAAUAUUUUAACUUCGAUUAUAAUGGGCUGUGACUUUCACCACUGUAAAUGAAUUGUAAAAAUUAUGGACACCCUGGCUAUACUUCAUGAACCCCUGGGGCUCCCCAGACCCCAUUGUUCUAAGGACAUGUCCUCCUAACAGGCCUUUCACAUUUUGUUUAACACUUUUGUAGCGACACAUAAAGGCUGACUAAGAAUUACUGAUCAUUAUUUUAUGGUUACAAUCUUAAAAUAUUUCAACUAACACUUAUUCAAGUUUUUUUAUGUUUCGUACUGUAAUGCUGUGGUUUCUUGGGGGAUUUUCACUACAGUCAACCCUUGCUAAUUCUGAAAUACAGAAGUCUCUUAUAACAAUACAAUGCUUUCUGGCAUAAACUUAUACCAAGUAUGAGCAUAGACAAUGCCACAAAGUGAUCAUUUUUGCUAUCUUUGUUGUUACACCUAUUUUAAAUCUCUUUUUUUUUUUCCAUAUGUUAGUGCAAAUGCUACUGUGUUUGAUGUGACAUUUUGUAUGUUUUUCCCACCUAUAAGCAGGUCUCCACUACUGAAAUGAAUCAUACCAAGCAAUUCCAUGGCGGUUGAAUAUUUCACAGGCUCUAAGUAAAUCAAAUAUUCGCAUCAUAGGAAAUGAUUUUUAUAAUUCCCCCUCAGCCAUUUGGCUCCGUAUAUGGGAAGAAAUGUGUGCUCAGAUACAGUGUUAUACUAAGCUUGCGUGUCAUGCUCAGUUAAUCAGGUGCAGAUUUUUUUUUAACCAAAGAUGAGCUGCAAAUCACGUCUGUUCGCUUCAAAGCAGCAUCACACACACUUGACUUAAGAGUACAACAAAGAGUUACUGAGGUAAUACAGUACAGCGCUGGGUUUGAAAACACAGCUGCUCACUUUAAACAUUUCUGAGACUUCUAUAAUGCAGUGUGAAUAGUCACACGAAGGCCUCUAACUGUAUCACUGACCAUAUAAUCAUCUUGUUCCAUGCAGGAAUGUGAACUCUUGUGUUGAACAUUGGUGUUGAUUAUUUUCUUCAGGUCUAUUCAGCAUCAUGUAUUUCUUUAACACACACAAGCCUCUGCUACUGAAAUGCAUUUCUCUACUUCUGAUCAUUACCAUUAUAAGCUAUUAUUAAUGGACAUAAACUUGACACAUAUCUAAUGUUAUGCUGUUUUUAAAGCAGUGAUAGACUUCCAUGAUCCAUCCAUUCAGUUAGUAAGAGGAUUCAUUUUCCUAUUUAGUCAUCCACACCAGAGAUAAACCCCUCACACAGAGUGAGUGUGCUAGAAGACUGAACCCUAGUCAUGCAGAGGAAAUGGGUUUUGGCCAGAUGAUGUAUUCUUAAGUCUCCUGUAUGGAUAAUUGGUCUCUAUUGGGUUAGAAUGCGCUGCUUAAAAUAUGUCCCAGUGUAGGAUUUUAUUAAAUUAAAGAAAGAGAGAUUUAUAUCAGACUAUUUAAGAAGCAGGUUUGUAAAUUAUAUCCCUGUGGUCUUUGAUGCAAUGUGCAUUAUUGUGCUGUCACUUGUAUUGUAUAUAUGCAACACAAACCACUGUAAUGUCCACCUGUGUAAUGCAAUAAAAUCCAAAUCCAACCAUCAUACAAACACAA
Molecule: messenger RNA, 4415 nt
Organism: Pangasianodon hypophthalmus (striped catfish)
Lineage: Eukaryota; Metazoa; Chordata; Actinopteri; Siluriformes; Pangasiidae
Gene: tinagl1
Product: tubulointerstitial nephritis antigen-like 1
Exons: 12
Coding region: 186-1622 (478 amino acids)
Biological process (GO): proteolysis
Cellular component (GO): lysosome
Molecular function (GO): cysteine-type peptidase activity; peptidase inhibitor activity
Source: RefSeq, a predicted model, not a curated record